This is a messenger RNA of Penaeus monodon (black tiger shrimp), 845 nucleotides long. Its product is annotated as pulmonary surfactant-associated protein D-like. Lineage: Eukaryota; Metazoa; Arthropoda; Malacostraca; Decapoda; Penaeidae. The record is from RefSeq and is a predicted model, not a curated record. The transcript is spliced from 5 exons. The coding region runs from base 22 to 621 and encodes 199 amino acids.
CUCACCUGAGCACUGAACACGAUGAAGGUCCUCCUGAUCUUAUCCGUGGUGGCGGCGGCUGCCAGUCAGUACUACGGAAGCGCAGGAGGAGGACACGUCUCCUUCGCUCCCGUUGUGAUCGGACCCGUGCAACCCGUGCAUCAUGUGGUGCAACAGCAACCUAGUGGUAUCAUUGGCAAUUCUGUGGUGGACUACAGCCAGGGCGGAAGCGACUACCACUUCUCCUGGCGCCACGACGGAGGCCGGAAGUACCAGUGGCAACACGCCAUUCAGUACUGCUCUUCCCUCGGCCACGGCUGGAAUGGCAUCAGUAUCGAGACUCACGAGGAAGAUGGAUUCGUGAGAAACAUCAUCACUGGAGACCGACUGGAAUACAUCUGGACAGGAGGUUAUCGCAGCGGCUACAACUUCGCUUGGCCAUCCAGAGCUCGGUUCGUCGGCCUGAACUGGUCUCACACCGGAGCCACUGGCCACCCGCAACCAGACAACCGCGAGGAGGGGGGCGAGAACUGCCUGGCUGUCCUCAACAACUUCUACGACGACGGCGUCAAGUGGCACGAUGUCGGGUGCCACCACGAGAAGCCCAUCAUCUGUGAACGCCAAGGACGCGUCUACGGGUAAACGAAGAGGAUCGAACACUUUCCUCUUUCGUUCGCGUCUAUCGGUGAAACGAAGAGGAUCGAACCCUUUCCUCUUUCGUUCCCUAAGGCUUAUUUUUAAAGAUUUGGAUGAGGUGGAUUACUGUGAAUAGAUGAUGAAAUGCCGAUGAAGAAAAUAGGACUCGACUUGCGCGUGUAAUUGGAAAGAGAAAAAAUAAAUAAGUCACAUAUCAUUACAAUAUGGAA